Molecule: messenger RNA, 1169 nt
Organism: Mycotypha africana
Lineage: Eukaryota; Fungi; Mucoromycota; Mucoromycetes; Mucorales; Mycotyphaceae
Exons: 2
Coding region: 32-1135 (367 amino acids)
Biological process (GO): lipid biosynthetic process; fatty acid metabolic process
Cellular component (GO): membrane; endoplasmic reticulum
Molecular function (GO): iron ion binding; fatty acid 2-hydroxylase activity
Source: RefSeq, a predicted model, not a curated record
CAACUCUUUUCUUUCCACAUCUAGGAAAACAAUGUCAAAAGUCUUUACUUUAGAAGAGGUGGAAAAGCAUAAUACACUGGACUCUUUGUGGGUCAUUUUCAAUGACAGAGUGUAUGAUGUUACGGAAUUUGCUCAAGAUCAUCCCGGUGGUGAUGACAUUAUCGUAGAGUUUGCGGGAAAAGAUAUUACAGCAGUCAUGUAUGACAAGAACUAUCAUGAACAUUCAGAAUCGGCAUACGAUAUGUUAGAACCUUACGUGAUUGGUACAGUCGAGGGGGUCGAAAUAAAUCAGGGAGCUGCUCGUCAUAUGGAAGGUAUACGUGCCAGUCUUCAUCGUCGACGUGUGAACCUCUUACAGUCUGAAGAAGAAUUCAACACCUUUACUAAAGAGGAUUUCAAACCUAAUGAAACGGACGUAGCACACGACAAGAAGGUGCACCAAUUCUUGGAUCUCAACAAACCACUCGUGCCUCAAUUCUUCAAAUUGAAGUUUACCCGAGAACAUUAUUUGGAACAAGUGCAUAAGCCUCGUUAUUUAAACCGACCUGCAGAUUUCUUUGGACAUCCGCUUUUAGAACCGUUGUCAAAAACAGUGUGGUGGGUAGUGCCUUUAAUAUGGCUACCCUACGUUGGUUAUAAUUUCUACAAGUCUCUUCAGUACGGCAAUCCAUUAGCAACAACACUCUACUUCUUCCUCGGCAUUUUUAUAUGGACUUUCUUGGAAUAUGCUCUUCAUCGUUUCUUGUUCCACUACGACGAUCGUAUGCCUCAACACCAAAUGAUGUACCUUUUGCACUUUGUGCUUCAUGGUUUCCAUCAUUAUUUACCCAUGGACAGAUUGAGACUCGUUGUACCACCUACACUGUUUGUCAUUUUAGCUUAUCCAUGGAUUACAGCAGCACACCUUCUAUUCCCCAAGUUGAUGGCGUUUGGCGUGGUUGCUGGUGGCAUGUUUGGCUAUGUAUGUUACGAUAUGACCCAUUAUUACGUACAUCAUGCCAAGCCAUUUAAAAUUCAUUUUGCGGAAAUGAAAAGAUAUCAUUUGGCUCAUCAUUAUAAAGACUUUGAAGCCGGUUAUGGCAUCACUUCAAAGUUCUGGGACUAUGUCUUUAAGACAGCUAUCACCAACUAUUAAAAAAAACUACUAUUUUUUUUUUUUUUUUUUUUUU